Molecule: messenger RNA, 1595 nt
Organism: Tyto alba (common barn owl)
Lineage: Eukaryota; Metazoa; Chordata; Aves; Strigiformes; Tytonidae
Product: lipase member M
Exons: 12
Coding region: 129-1379 (416 amino acids)
Molecular function (GO): hydrolase activity, acting on ester bonds
Source: RefSeq, a predicted model, not a curated record
CUCUCCCGACUGCACGGACAGGCCUGGAGCAGCAGGAUCAUGGGGAAAUCUGACCUCUCCUUCCUUUGAUCAUCACAACAGCUUAAUCCCAGGAUGUCCUCACCUGCACGGGGAGACGGAAGAGAUGGAUGGAGACUGCUUCUCCCACACUGAAGUUGCAGAUGGACCAAGGCCAGGCGCUGCAGAGAGGUGAGAUGUGGCUGCUGCUGGUGGCCCUGGCCCUGGCCCAGGGGCUGGGUGACGCCGUCCCACGCAUCGGAGUGAGCCACCACAACCCCGAGCAGUCCAUGAACAUCAGCCAGAAGAUCUAUUUCCACGGGUAUCCCAGUGAGGAGUACGACGUGCUGACAGAGGACGGCUACUUCCUCAGCCUCAACCGUAUUCCCCAUGGCAGGGGGGAUGCUGGGCACUCAGGAUCCAAGUCACCUGUGUUGAUAGUGCACGGGUUCAGUUUAGAUGGUGGUGACUGGGUGGACAACCUACCCAACAACAGCCUGGGCUUCAUCCUUGCAGACGAGGGGUACGAUGUCUGGAUCGGAAACAACCGGGGCAACAGCUGGUCCCGCCGGCACCUGAACCUUUCUGUCGACCAAGAGGAGUUUUGGGAUUUCAGCUUCCAUGAGAUGGCUGUGUAUGACCUCCCUGCCAUGGUGGAAUUCAUCCUAAGGCAAACUGGGCAGGAGAAACUGUUCUACAUUGGGCACGCUCAGGGCAACUCUCUGGGUUUCAUAGCGUUUUCAAGCAUGCCACAUGUGGCUGAGAAAAUCAAAGUCUUCUUUGCACUGGCUCCUCUCUACACCUUUCAUCAUGUCAAAGGCCCCGUGCUAAAGAUAGCAUUUUUACCAGAUGCGGUGCUGAAGGCAACAUUUGGAACAAAACAGCUGACUUUGGUGGGGAGGAAGGAGAGAGCUAUCCUUGCAGAGAUAUGCAGCAACCCGCUAAUAGCUCAAUUCUGUGAAAGUGUGAUCUUCAUUAUUGGCGGGUGCAACAAGAAGAACUUGAAUGUGAGCCGACUGGAUGUAUACCUAGCUCAUUUUCCAGACUAUACAUCAGUAAAAACUCUUCUCCACUGGGGACAGACUGCCAAAACUGGGGAGUUCAAGCAGUUUGACUACGGGAAGAGUAACCAGGAGAAGUACCAUCAGGCUACUCCCCCCUUUUACCGGAUAGAAGACAUGACGGUGCCAACUGCACUGUGGAGCGGUGGGCAGGACUGGGUGAAUCCCCCUCUGGAGACUCAACGUUUGCUCCCCCGCAUCACCAACAUUGUUCAUCACGAGCACUUCCCCGACUGGAACCACUUCGACCACCACUGGGGUCUGGACGCCCCUCAGCGUAUGUACAGGCAGAUCAUUGCUCUAAUGGACCAAAAUCCAUGAACAGUCCCACGCGCUGCCCCGGCAUGGAGGAGCCACCCAUUCCCACACCCCUAGGGGCAUGGGUUUUGUGUGAGGGCUGCCACUCUGCUCUUCACUUCUUAAAAAUGUCUCCUAUCACCCUAUUCAACACUGAUUUAAUGCCUUAAACGUAACGGUGUAAUUUCUGCCUGCCCUCUGUGACUAGAAAUUGCAAUAAACUCUUGUAUCACAGCCAAA